Messenger RNA from Capsella rubella, 1287 nucleotides. RefSeq lists its product as uncharacterized. Lineage: Eukaryota; Viridiplantae; Streptophyta; Magnoliopsida; Brassicales; Brassicaceae. The record is from RefSeq and is a predicted model, not a curated record. The transcript is spliced from 2 exons. Bases 263 to 1216 code for a protein of 317 amino acids.
UAUGUUCUGUUCAAACUUGUAUCAUCGUUCACAUGUUUGAGUCCUAUGUUUUGUAAAUUCUCUUGGUUUUCUGAUUUUGUUAGUUGCUGUUGUAGACUGGAUUGGUUAUACAGUUCAUAAGCUGGACUUGAUUGGGACAUAGUGAUCUGUGGAUUGUUUAGCUCUUGUGUCUUUACUUUCCUGUGUUCUAAGUUCUGUUUCUUAUUAUAUUAGUUACUAGUUCUGAUUAUAUAAUGUUUGCCUUACAUAUUUGUUUCAUUGUAUGAUUAGUUACCAAGGUACAAUGGGAGAUACACAAGAUGUGAAAGCUAAAGGUCAAUAUAAACAAUGGUCUGAGCCUGAACACAAGUUGUUAUUGCGGCUGCUAGUGGACGCAGUUAAUCAAGGUUUUCGUGAUGCUAAUGGCAAAUUCAACAAACUGACGGUGGAAAGAAGAAUAUUACCAUCUCUAAAUAAACAGCUUGGAACAAAUAAAAGUUACAACGAGUACAAAAAUAGGCUCAAGAACUUGAAAGGUAAGUACAAUAGCUUGAAAGAUUUACUUCGUUUUAGUUCAGGAUUUGGGUGGGAUCCUGAAACGAAGAAGUUCACAGCUACAGAUGAAGUAUGGAAUGGCUUUUUGGAGGCUCAUCCACUUAAAAAAAAUUUACGUGAUGAUACAUUUGAAGAUUUUGAGGACUUCAGAAUUAUAUUUGAAUCUAUUACAGCAAGUGGACAGAAUGCUGUGGGUUUAGGCGAUCCAAUUGAUGGAGGUCCUAAUCAAAUUGGAGACACUGAUGCGAUAAAUGAAUCAAGUCGUGUCCAGAUGGUGAAUGAUCUAGAGGGCAUACCAUACGAUGAAAGAUCAGUCCAUGAAGUUUUCUCUUCACUAGAGAAUAGUAGGUUAGAAAAGCUUCCUCCACGUAAGAAAGCUAGAACUGAUGCAUGUAAUUCAAACAAAGCUUCUGAUGAAGUGGAUACGGUAGAAGAAUUUGGUCAUCAGAUUUUUGGCAUGAUACAGAGAAGAUGGGAAAAGGAAAUUGAAGAAAAGGAAGCUGAUGACAAAGCUAAUAAUGUGUGGGAUGCUAUCAAAGAAAUUCCUGAUUUGACUGACGAUAUGCGUUAUGAAGCUAUGACAUUGGUUCACAGUUUAGGUAUGAAAUUAGGGUUCGUGCAUAUGUCCAUAGAAGAGCGUAGGGGAUGGAUUAUACGAAGCCUUCGUAAACCAAGUGAAUGAAGUUUGAUGCAUCAAUAUGGAGUGAGGAUGGUUUUAGUUUGCAUUUUUAUUAUUACUGAACUUUUUUUUUA